AUAUCCUAUCUCAAAAAAUUAGAAUGUGAUAACAACCGGGGAUCUCCCCACCUGUGGCAGUUUGACGAUAAGGCCUGCUCCUAUGAACAUGUUUCAUUCACUCUCUUCAUCACCUGCUCUGUAAUAGAUGUAUUAUUUGUGUGUGUUGGCCUGGCCUGGCAUUUACAAGGUCCGGCCAUGCGCUACCUGUUGCUCAUCAUCAAAGCAAAGCUUGGUGGACGUAAGGGAGCAGGGGCCACAUUUCAGUAUGAUGCAUUCAUCUCCUACAGCUCUAAAGACGAGGAGUGGGUGAUGAGACAACUGGUGCCUAAUCUGGAGAGGCCUGCGACCCCUGGACCUAGGCUCAGGCUGUGCCUGAACCACAGGUUCCUGGAGAACAUCGAGUCAGCCAUCUACAGGUCUCGUCGCACCAUCUGCAUGGUAACGCGCCACUACCUGCAGAGAGAGUGGUGCUCCGUGGAGUUCCAGCUGGCCAGUCUGAGGCUGCUGUGUGACGGCAGAGAUGUCCUGCUGCUGGUGUUCCUGGAGGAGAUCCCUGAACGCUGCCUGUCCCCCUACGCACGUCUACGCAGGAUUGUACGCAGGAAGACUUACCUGCUGUGGCCCGAGCAGCCACAGGAGCGGGCGGCCUUCUGGGUCAGGCUGAUCGAUGCUGUGAAAGGCCACGAGGAGGUCAAUGGAGACGGAGGAGAAGAGGACUUGGCUCGGUUAAUUGGUUAGACAUAAAACACAAAAAUACUGUGAACUUGUGGUUAGUGUCAGAUCAGUCGAAAUGUACCCUCCCUUUCAUUACAAAAAUGGCACAGAUAUGUAAAACAAAGAAAGAGUAAGAGUAAAUAAUUAUACCUCCUUGUAUAAAGUUUAAUAUGAAAUGUUUAAUUUGUUUUAUAUAAAAAAAUAACUUCUUGCUGCUCCCAUAUAAACAAAUUGACCCUCAGUGACAUAAUCCUCUAGUUUAUAAGCAGCUUUGAAGCAGAUGCCAUGCUGGUAGCCGACUCCGCCCAGCCCGGGCUAAUGAAAGACGGGCAAAUGCAGCCUGACCUUCAAACCCCGGUUCAUGGUGGGGAUUGUGGUUC
Cololabis saira (Pacific saury) is the source of this 1076-nucleotide messenger RNA. RefSeq names its product toll-like receptor 13. Gene Ontology annotation, molecular function: transmembrane signaling receptor activity. Lineage: Eukaryota; Metazoa; Chordata; Actinopteri; Beloniformes; Belonidae. Gene Ontology annotation, biological process: inflammatory response; toll-like receptor signaling pathway; immune response. Gene Ontology annotation, cellular component: membrane. The record is from RefSeq and is a predicted model, not a curated record.